Molecule: messenger RNA, 2175 nt
Organism: Camellia sinensis
Lineage: Eukaryota; Viridiplantae; Streptophyta; Magnoliopsida; Ericales; Theaceae
Product: putative pectate lyase 8
Molecular function (GO): pectate lyase activity
Source: RefSeq, a predicted model, not a curated record
UUCGUCAUUCUCUGCUUUUCUUCUUCCUCUUUCUUUCAGCUCCACUUAAAGAAACAAACUGAGGAGAGACAUAGAGACAGAACCUAGAGAGAGAGAGAGAGGGAAUGAGAAUGGCAAUGGCGGUCUCCACCAAGUGGGUUUCUCUGUGCUCGUUGCUUCUUCUUGCGCUCUUCGUCGGAGCUAUGGCGAGAGUACCAAACGACGACGUCUCUGCCUCCGUGAAUGUUGAAACAGAGAAGUUGCAGAGCUCGAACGACUCAUCAAUAGCGGCGACAAGGUUGGAAGAGGUUGGAGCUUUGAAUGAGCAUGCAGUGGACAACCCAGAGGAGGUUGCCUCUAUGGUUGAGAUGAGCAUUAAGAACAGCACCGAGAGGAGGAAUUUGGGAUAUUUCUCAUGUGGAACUGGCAAUCCUAUUGAUGACUGCUGGCGUUGCGACCCUAACUGGCAGCAGAACCGCAAGCGCCUUGCUGACUGUGGCAUUGGUUUUGGCCGGAAUGCCAUUGGGGGUCGCGAUGGCCGCUUCUAUGUUGUCACUGACCCAGGUGAUGAUGACCCUGUAAACCCCCGACCUGGCACUUUGCGCCACGCUGUCAUUCAAGAAGAACCUCUCUGGAUUGUGUUCAAGCGCGACAUGGUGAUACAACUGAAGCAAGAGCUCAUCAUGAACAGCUUCAAGACAAUUGAUGGCCGUGGAGCCAAUGUCCACAUUGCCAAUGGAGCUUGCAUUACAAUCCAGUUCAUUACCAAUGUCAUAAUUCAUGGUCUUCAUAUCCAUGACUGCAAGCCCACAGGGAAUGCCAUGGUGAGGAGCUCACCGAGCCAUUUUGGUUGGAGGACAAUAGCUGAUGGCGAUGCUGUCUCCAUUUUUGGGUCAAGCCAUAUAUGGGUUGAUCACAAUUCACUCUCUAACUGUGCUGAUGGCCUUGUUGAUGCUGUCAUGGGUUCAACCGCCAUUACCAUUUCCAACAACUACUUCACCCACCACAAUGAGGUUAUGCUGUUGGGUCAUAGUGAUUCCUAUGUAAGAGACAAGCAGAUGCAAGUCACUAUUGCCUACAACCACUUUGGAGAGGGUCUUAUCCAGAGAAUGCCAAGGUGUAGGCAUGGGUAUUUUCAUGUGGUGAACAAUGACUACACCCACUGGGAAAUGUAUGCCAUUGGUGGAAGUGCUGAACCCACUAUCAACAGCCAGGGUAACCGAUACCUUGCUCCAACCAAUCCAUUUGCAAAGGAGGUGACAAAAAGGGUGGACACUGCUGCAAGUCAAUGGAAGGGUUGGAAUUGGAGAUCGGAGGGUGACUUGUUGCUUAAUGGGGCCUAUUUCACUCCAUCCGGGGCCGGUGCCUCAGCCAGCUAUGCUAGAGCUUCAAGCCUUGGAGCCAAGUCUUCCUCCAUGGUUGGCUCCAUUACUUCUGGUGCCGGUGUUCUUGGCUGCCGCAGAGGCCACCAGUGCUAGCACUCAGUCAAAUUAUAUCGAAAGAAGGAAAAGAGUCUAUUUUUAAUUUAAUCUUUUUAUUGAAAAAAAAAUUAUGGUUAGGCUUCCAAUUUUACUAUUACACAGCUCUGCUCCAUAUAUCUAUCUAUAUUCCACCAUUGUUUCUCCCAGGUCCCAUGUGUUUUCUUAAUUUUGGCAAGUGUACAUUUUUACACGAGUCAUCAUUUAUCAUGCAAAAUUACCCUCAUUCCACAUUGUCCUUUCGCCAUUGUUGCGCAACCUCGGCCUGCUUCAAUUGAAAGAAACAAUUGCCAUUCUAGGAGCAGGUGCGGAAGCGUUGUCGGCUUCUUUCUUUCUUCCUUUACCUUGUUUUGUCAGUCUCUCAAACUCCUUCUAACCACCUUCUUUUGUCUUCUCAUCUGCCCCUAUCAGUCUUUUAGUCCUACAUAAUCAUAUUGUGUUGGGUUUUGGGUUAUCUAUUAUAGGAACUGAAUGAUGGUUCUGAGAGUUGUUUUUCUUCUUGUGCUUUUCAGCUUUGUUGAGUCAUAUACAAGAUAUAUAUUGUGAAUGUCAAACUCGAGUUAUGAAAAACUUUGGUUAUAUAUACAGAAUGAUGCAUAGCAGUGUGGUCCUUUUUUACUUUUAAUCCCCUUUAUUUUUGGCUUUGUCAUUGUCAAUGGAAGCAAACUUGUCCUCUUGGUUGUGCAAUGUGGCUAAAUGUUAUGAAUCUAUUACUAAA